GUCUUGCCUUGUCUCACGGGCGAUACAGUCGAACGGAAUAGGUAGGCUGGCAGUAUCUACCAGAUAUUCAUCUGUAUAAGUCAUCGUCGCCGCCGUCGUCGUCGUCAUCGUCAUCAGCCGCGGCGCCACCACACCACACCACACCACACACACACACCUCCCGGCACACAUCCGUCGUCAUCCUGGGAUCUACAUUCCUCCGCCCGCCAACUGCUCUCCCCCGGCACGCAGAACCUCGACAACGUCAACACCAGGCAAUAAUCAUCCCGCCCCCCCCCCCGGGUUGGUCUGUCGACGGUCUUUUCAGCACAUUCGUGCUGCCCCGUCCACAGGCGAGAGAGAACAGAGUCAAUCGGCACUCUUUCUGUCCUCCUAUCUUCAUAGAUCGCCAUGGCGCCGCUACUGCGUGUCGCCGCGACGGCGCUCAUCCUCCUGCUGGCGGGCGAACCCGCUGCUGCCGCCUCGCAGUGCGACGACAAGAAGCCUACGUCGAGCCCCGUGACGGCCCCUGGUGUCGCCUACAAGGUGCUGCUCAACGACCUGGCGCGCCCGCGGGGCGUCGUGGCGGAUGCGCGGGGCAACCUGCUGGUCGUGGAGCAGGGCGGCAAGGGCGUGCGGAGGGUGGUCUUGGACGACGGGGCGGGCAUCGACGUGUGCGUCCAGGAGAGCGCGCAGCUCAUUGACGAGUCCAAGCUUAACCACGGCAUCGCCCUGUCCGGCGACGGCCAGACGCUCUUCGCAUCGUCGUCAACGGACGUCUUUGCCUACCCGUAUGACGCCGACAAGGGCACGGCCGGCGCGGGCCGGCGCAUCAUCACGGGCAUGGACCAGGGCGGCCACUCGACGCGCACGCUGCUGGUACCCCGGCACAACCCCAACCUGCUCGUCGUGUCGCGCGGCUCCGACGGCAACAUUGACGUCAAUACGACCGACAUUGCGUCGGCGCGCAGCCAGCUGCGCGUCUUCGAGGUGGACGAGCUGCUCGCGGGCGACGCGGCGGUCCCGUACGCGAGCGGCAAGGUGCUGGGCUGGGGGCUUAGGAACAGCGUCGGCGUGGCCGAGGACCCGACGACGGGAUACAUUUGGUCCGUCGAAAACUCCAUCGACAACAUGAAGCGCGGCGGCGACGACAUCCACAACUCUAACCCGGGCGAGGAGCUCAACUUUCAUGGGCUACCCAACGACACGGCCAGCGACGUCUACGGCAAGAACUACGGUUACCCGGCCUGCGUGGCCAUCUACGACGGCUCCAACGUCAAGGACUACCCGGGCGGCGCCGUCACGGGGAAGCAGAUGGUGGGCGACCAGAUGCCGAGCAAUUACACCGACGAAUUUUGUCAGAAGGAGACGGUGUCGCCGUACGUGACAUUUGGAUCGCACCUGGCGCCACUGGACAUUGAGUUUCAGGACGACGGCUCGGCGGCGUAUAUAGCCAUGCAUGGGAGCUGGAACCGGCAGCCGCCCAACGGGUACCGGCUCAGUCGAGUGUCGUACAGCAAGGGCUUCCCGGCGCGGCCCAAGGACAGCCCGGACGCCGAGGAGCGCAUCAUGUGGAACGCGGACAACGCCGAGUGCCCCAAGAGCUGCUUCCGGCCCGUGGGGCUAGCGCUGGGCGAGCAGGGGCGGCGGCUGUACAUGACGAGCGACGCGACGGGCGAGCUGUACGCCGUGACGGGGUUCCAGGCGUGCGGCUACGGCGGCAUGAAGGUGCAGGUCUUCUACCGGUGGGGGGUGUCGGCGCGGGCCGACGAUACGAGGAUCGAGUACUGCGACGGCGCCGUCUGAGGAGGGAGUGACUGCCUGGCUCUGAUGAUGGCGGCGGGCGGCCCGGUAUUCGAGGACGGUCUUGGGCCUGGAUCGAGUUUUGCGACGAGCGUGAGCAGGAAAAGUAUACCAACCCCUAGGGAGAUGCACGCAACGGAGGGGGAGCGGGAUGGAAACCCCCAUGACCUACAAAGUACAAAGUACAUGGAUAGGAAACUGUACGAAGCACACGCACACUCACGAACACUGUCGCUACGAGAGCAGCAACGAUUAGAAGCAGAAGUGGCCAAACAAUAUUCAAC
Molecule: messenger RNA, 2066 nt
Organism: Purpureocillium takamizusanense
Lineage: Eukaryota; Fungi; Ascomycota; Sordariomycetes; Hypocreales; Ophiocordycipitaceae
Exons: 5
Coding region: 391-1785 (464 amino acids)
Source: RefSeq, a predicted model, not a curated record